GGUGAAAGGUGAAAGGUGGGAACGCAACUAUAAAAAGAAAAGUAGGAUACGUCGACGUGAUAUGGACGGGGUGGAGACGACAAAGAUCGCCAAAUUAGAAACUUAGAAUCAAAAACAGAAAACAGAGAAUCGUUUUUUACGCGCCUUAUUUUUCCUCCGAUUGCGAGGGAACCGUGAAUCCCUCAACUACUCCCCAAUUCCUCAUUCCAACUCAUCUCCCAAUGGAUUACUGACUUUCUUCCUCCUUCAAACCCUAGCCCAUUUACCUCUGGAUCUCGCUAGGGUUUCUUGUACCUUUCAUCGGUCCCACUGCCAUUCUUAAGGUAGAUAUUUGUUAGCUUAGUUCUUUAGGUAGCGUGAGAGAUUAUCAUAUAACUUUAGAAAGGAGGAAAUAUGAGGAACAAUUGGGUGUUCUUCAUUGAUCUUGAUGGAGGCUCACCUUAUAUCUUGCCGAUUGAGCCCUUUGGAGGUCAUUUGUUUUCACAUAUUAGUUCAUUCAUGGAUAAUUCUCUAUUUCAGUCUAGGAAUUUGUAUAUGACUGGAAGUUUAGCACUUCAAGAAGCCUUUAAUUGCUUUUCAAAGAUAGCUGGCGCACUAUUAAUAUGGUGCUCGAGUACAUCAACUGCAAAUGUGACUCGGGAGAUUGCAGAUGAUUUACAUGGUUCAAAUUCUAGAAGCUUUAAAAACUUUAGUGAAGUUCGGGGCAUCCGUUCUGGUAGACUUGGGUCUGGAGGAUUUCACUUUAGCUUUAAUUUGGAUAAAGAACUUUCGAACCCGAUUUUUCUUGGCAAGCUUGGAAGUUUUGCAUCGAAACUCAAACUCCUGGGUAAAGAGGCUGGAAAACAACAAUUGCAUCCUUUGCUCACCGUAGCGGCUGCCUUAGUUCCUCCACUUAACAACCUCAGAUCAUCAGAUAUUAUGCCUGUUCCAUUGGAGAACAGCGCAGUGCAAGUCCAUGGAAGCAUGGAUCAGAAACCCUGUGAAGUUGCAUAUAGAACACAUGCUGGCUUAAUGGUUCCUGAUGUGAACUGGGCAAGGAAUGCAAUUGAACCCAAAACUGGCAUUGAAUUUCCCAUGAUGCUAGACAACAUUUUGGAUGCAGAAAAUAAUUCCUGCUUGAGUUCAGAGGUUCUUGUUGGAACUGGAUCCAGUAUAAAGAAAAUAGUCAAAAUUAAAUCCCUGAAGGUCUAUGCUUUUGGCUUUUAUGUUCAUCCAAAAUCUGUCUGUGAGAAGCUUGGUCCAAAAUAUGCUUCUAGUCCAGCAGAUGAAUUAAAUGAGCGGUGUGAUUUUUAUGAGGACCUCCUGAGGGAGGAUAUUAAUAUGACUGUCAGACUUGUGGUUAAUUACAAUGGGAUGAAAAUCAAUACUGUAAGAGAUGCUUUUGAGAAAUCACUUAGAGCACGAUUGCUGAAGGCAAAUCCAGAAACUGAUUACCAUUGUGUGAGGACAUUUGGCUCUCUCUUCACUAAAGACAUCCCAUUACCUGUCGGAACAACAAUUGAUUUCCGACAGACAGCUGAUGGACAACUAAUCACAGAAAUGGGAGGCACUCUUAUUGGAGCAGUUCGUAGCAAGGAAUUGUGUAGGGCAUUCUUUGAUAUGUACCUCGGAGAUGUUCCAGUGUCCGAGGAAACAAAAAAAGAGAUUGGUAAAAAUGUGGCAGGUCUUAUUGGUAGAUGCUGACCAAACAUCUUUGUCCCGAAGUUCCAGCUUGAAUUGUCCCCAUUUUAUACGGACAAUUUGGUUGCUGUGACAUGAGGAACUUAAUGCAGCUGGCUAUAGCAUUAAAAAUCCAUCACUUGGUUUACGCGCAAAAGCUGGCAAUAGCGAUUGAGGUCCAGUACAUAUUUCCGAAGGAAACACAGGUGCCACACCAAAUUAUCAUUGAAUUUUUUUUACAACUAGGGCAUAUGCAUCAAAUUGAUCGGCAUUCAUUCUUUGGAUUUCUUAUACUUUAUAAUUAUUCCCAUUUGCCAUCUGUUUUCAUUAAUUUCUCUCAGCCUUUGUUCCAAGUAACUUGAAUAAGUAGUUGUUGGUUAUGGUAUCUAUGAGAGUGGGUGGGAGUUACACAAAGUUAAUCUUUUCUUGUUUUAAAUUUAGAACAAUUUUUAGUUGGUUAGCUAAGAAGACUUAGUUUAGGAUUUUGUUUCUAAAGACAAUUGUACUCGGGUUUAUGAGUCGUGUUUAAUAUAAAUAAAGUUUUCAUUGUCUUUUUCUUUAUU
Cucumis sativus (cucumber) is the source of this 2222-nucleotide messenger RNA. RefSeq names its product fatty-acid-binding protein 2. Lineage: Eukaryota; Viridiplantae; Streptophyta; Magnoliopsida; Cucurbitales; Cucurbitaceae. Gene Ontology annotation, cellular component: chloroplast stroma. The record is from RefSeq and is a predicted model, not a curated record. Gene Ontology annotation, molecular function: intramolecular lyase activity; fatty acid binding. The transcript has 11 exons. The coding region runs from base 394 to 1683 and encodes 429 amino acids.